CACGCUUCCGCGAAUCGUUAAGCUUCACAAUUUCAAGCGAAGAGGAUCAAAAAAUCAAUUUUUUUGGAGAAGAACCAGAAAUCACAAAACCCUAGAGGGCUCUCUUCAAAUCAACCAUUAAAACCGCCAAUUCCGUUAUGACAAAGAAGAGAAAGCUCGAAUCUGAAUCCAACGAAACGUCAGAGCCGACGGAGAAGCAGCAGCAGCAAUGUGAAAAAGAGGAUCCGGAAAUCAGAAAUGUUGAUAAUCAAAGAGACGACGACGAACAAGUAGUAGAGCAAGACACACUAAAGGAGAUGCACGAAGAGGAAGCUAAAGGUGAAGAUAACAUAGAAGCGGAGACGUCGUCCGGAUCUGGGAAUCAAGGAAAUGAGGAUGAUGACGAAGAAGAACCUAUUGAGGAUCUAUUGGAACCGUUUUCAAAGGAUCAACUUUUGAUUCUUCUCAAGGAAGCUGCAGAGAGACAUCGCGAUGUAGCUAAUCGAAUCCGGAUUGUGGCGGAUGAAGAUCUUGUUCAUCGUAAGAUCUUCGUUCACGGGCUUGGAUGGGAUACUAAAGCUGAUUCACUUAUCGACGCUUUUAAACAGUACGGAGAGAUUGAAGAUUGCAAAUGUGUGGUUGAUAAGGUAUCUGGGCAAUCUAAAGGUUAUGGCUUUAUCCUCUUUAAGUCAAGGUCUGGUGCUCGUAACGCUCUUAAGCAGCCUCAGAAGAAGAUUGGAACUCGUAUGACUGCGUGCCAGCUGGCGUCUAUAGGACCUGUUCAGGGGAACCCUGUUGUGGCUCCUGCUCAGCAUUUCAAUCCUGAGAAUGUUCAGAGGAAGAUUUAUGUCAGUAACGUUAGUGCAGACAUUGAUCCGCAGAAGUUGCUGGAGUUUUUCUCAAGGUUUGGGGAGAUAGAAGAAGGUCCUUUGGGGCUUGAUAAAGCUACUGGGAGACCUAAAGGUUUCGCUUUGUUUGUCUAUAGAUCCCUAGAAAGUGCCAAGAAGGCAUUGGAGGAGCCACACAAGACUUUUGAAGGCCAUGUCUUGCAUUGCCACAAAGCAAAUGAUGGGCCAAAACAGGUUAAGCAACAUCAACAUAACCAUAACUCUCACAAUCAAAAUUCCCGUUACCAAAGGAACGACAACAAUGGUUAUGGUGCCCCUGGAGGCCAUGGACAUUUCAUAGCUGGUAAUAACCAAGCUGUGCAGGCGUUUAAUCCGGCCAUUGGCCAGGCCCUCACAGCUUUGCUGGCAUCUCAGGGUGCUGGGUUGGGUUUAAACCAAGCAUUUGGGCAGGCUUUGUUGGGGACAUUAGGGACAGCUAGCCCAGGAGCUGUAGGUGGAAUGCCAAGUGGCUAUGGUACUCAAGCAAAUAUCUCACCUGGGGUCUAUCCUGGGUACGGUGCUCAAGCCGGGUACCAGGGCGGUUAUCAGACUCAGCAACCUGGUCAGGGCGGUGCGGGAAGAGGGCAGCAUGGUGCUGGGUAUGGUGGUCCUUACAUGGGUCGUUAGAUUAGCCACUCAGAUAUUCCAAUACAGUACUUUUUAAAAUUGGCCUGGUGAAUCUUCUGAAGUUAUUAAGGAGCUGAUGCAAAUGGAGUUGUUUAGUUUUUGGAUGAAAUGUUACUCUUUCGUGUCUUCAAAAUACAUGACUCUUCAAACCUUUCAAGAAGUUUUAGUUUUCCCCUACUUGUUUUCUCAACUCUUUUUAUGAUAUCCCAAAUACACUGUUCUGAUUUAACAACUAUCGUUUCUGUUUUAAACUUUUGGGAACGUUUUCAUUUGUAAAACUUAAACAGUGUUCCUCAUGGACACACAAACGCUUUCACUAUGUUUGAAUCCGUAUUUUCCAUUUUCUCUUAAUCAGACUCGUUUUUAUUGGUUCUCGCUAUGUUUCGCGGUUUUGUGGAAUUUUUCCAUGCACGUAAUUCCUCUUAAGAUUUUGACCUUGUGAGAGUAUGAUCACACAUCACUAUGCAUAUGUACAUAACGGCUUAUCUUGAUUACCACAUAUUAUAUCUGCUUAAUCCUUAUUCCUCUUGCAGGUAAUUUAAGAGCAAGCUGAACGGUCAACACUUACGCCCAACAAAAAUCUAUGGGGUACCAAAUAUUUGAAUGCCACCUAUCUGCUUUUUCUUUUAUAUAUACUGAAAAGUGAAAAGGGAUGAAUCUAUGAAUUGGUAGCUUUAUAACUAAAGAACGAAUUAAGCAAAAGUUGUUUUCUUGUUUAACUUAGCUAGGCAUCUACCUGAAUCCAAAAGAGCAACUUGUUUUGUUUUGUACUAAUAAGUAUCAACAAGUCUUGACCUGCACAUGUCAAGUUUUUGACUUGAUUUAGAGCAGCUUGUUUCUUGUGUGUCCUUGGAGUUCUCUACUGUUUCUAUAGCUUUGAAUGAGCUUUCCAUUUGACCACAUCUCAAAAAAUUUGGUAAUGUGCCUUAGAAUAACACCGAGUUUGGUAACACAGCUGGAAUUGGUGUUUUGCUGUGGCAUCAUGGGAGCUCUGAAAUGUCUUCCCAGUUAAAGGUGAGUAUAACUGUUUGCAUUGUGAAGAUUUGUAUUAACUAUAGAACAUUGAAUUGAUGGUGUUAAGUUCUUACACAAGCGUGCUUCUCGGUUUGAACUGUUUCUUUUGUAUGUUGAAUCAGAGCUUAGUUUAUAGGAACCAGAGUAUCUACUUAGUCAUUCUCUAAUGCUAAGUGCUAAGGUUCUACCUAGUUGCCCUCUAGGCCCUUAUGUUAUUGAUAACUUAUGAAGCUAUUUGAACACUUGAUUCUUAGGAGACCUAAGUUGGUACAGCCAGAUAGAGUGUAUGUUCUUGUUCUCUAUGUGACAGGAUCAAGCUGCCACACAUAGUUCAAGGGUAUGCUCUGUGUGGGUUUGCUCAGAUUGAGGACAAAUCUAUACAAGGAAGUAGAGUCUUUGACAUUUUGAUGUUGUAUGAUAAGAAGAAGAAAGGAGAGUAAUAAAGAAAGAGAAAAGGGAAACAGAAACACGUGGGAGAACAUCCCAAAGAGGAAGCACACGCGGAUCUUCAUGCAAAGCUCCCCGAUUCUCCCAUGUGGUCCCUUUCUCCCUUUGUCCCCCUCCUCUUUCUUCUUUUCUCAUUUUACUCCUUUUUUUACCAUUAUACAACGAAUCUUUUUUAUCAUAAUUUUUUGGUUUUGGUUUAUUUUCCAAUAACACCUUCUUGGUUACUUCCCAUUCUCACUUUUUCA
This is a messenger RNA of Arabidopsis thaliana (thale cress), 3199 nucleotides long. RefSeq names its product RNA-binding (RRM/RBD/RNP motifs) family protein. Bases 138 to 1493 code for a protein of 451 amino acids. The record is from RefSeq and is marked reviewed. Gene Ontology annotation, cellular component: nucleus. The transcript is spliced from 2 exons. Gene Ontology annotation, biological process: leaf senescence; programmed cell death; ethylene biosynthetic process. Lineage: Eukaryota; Viridiplantae; Streptophyta; Magnoliopsida; Brassicales; Brassicaceae. Gene Ontology annotation, molecular function: RNA binding; nucleic acid binding; mRNA binding.